Messenger RNA from Rotaria sp. Silwood2, 501 nucleotides. The record is from the annotation of a GenBank genome assembly. Lineage: Eukaryota; Metazoa; Rotifera; Eurotatoria; Philodinida; Philodinidae.
AUGUUGAGAGACACCGCUCGUGACUUUGGUGAAGUGAAUGAAUUAGUAAUUAAACCGCAAGUAUCAGCAGGUAGUGAUCGCACACUACGUAUAGCUCUCAACAGUUCUUCAUUGUCAACGAUCGAAUCAACAUCACCUAUGAUGAUUCAGCCAUUUCUUGAAAGCAUUUGUAGUGAAGAAGAACUAUCUGUAUACAUCUUCGGUGGCAAAGUGAGUCAUUCAAUAGUCAAACAUCCGGCAAAGAACGACUUUCGAGCCAUACUAAUAUUUGGCGGUCACAUCAGCACAAUCCAUAAUCCAACCGAUGAAAUGCUCAAUGUCAUAUCUACUAGACUUACUGCUUGUCCUGUACACCCGAUCUAUGCUCGUAUUGACAUGGCGCGAGAUAAUUCCGGAGUUCUACAUGUCAUGGAACUUGAGAUAAUUGAACCUUUUCUUUGUUUACAUCAUGCCAGCGGUAAUGGUCUAUCAUUUGUUCGUGUUGUGUUAAAUGAAUGUUGA